AAAGUUCAACUAAAAAUGGCUUCCUUGUCUUUGGAGUCUGCAGAACAAACCGAGAAUAGCGCAGGGGGGUUCACACAAGAAGAAGCCAAAGUUAAAGAAGAGACGGAUUCGGACGAAGUUUCCGAACAACUGCUCCAAACUUUUCAGAACUCUUCCCUGAGCUUUUCCACCGACCAAGUCGCGUGUCUUUGCGAAGCGCUCUUGCAGGCGGGCAAUGUGGAUCGCCUGUGGAGAUUCCUUACCACCAUCCCUCCUUCGUCUGACCUGCUACGUGGCAACGAGACCCUACUGAAGGCCCAGGCUUUAGUCGCCUUUCACCGCGAAGAAUUCAAAGAGCUAUACGCAAUUUUAGAAAGCCGGGACUUUCACCCGAGUAACCAUGGGUUCCUUCAGGACCUCUAUUUGCAGGCACGUUACAAGGAGGCAGAGAGGUCCCGAGGACGCAGCCUGGGCGCCGUGGACAAGUACCGACUUCGGAAAAAGUUUCCUUUGCCAAAAACAAUUUGGGACGGAGAGGAGACCGUGUAUUGCUUUAAAGAAAAGUCCCGAAAUGCUCUCAAAGAAUGCUAUAAAAUAAACAGGUAUCCCACUCCAGACGAAAAGAAAAAUUUAGCAAAACUUACUGGACUUUCUUUGACUCAAGUUAGCAACUGGUUUAAGAAUCGCCGACAGAGAGACCGAACCCCGUCCGGUACCAACAGUAAAAGUGAAUCGGAUGGAAACCACAGCACAGAGGAUGAAGCUAGCAAGGCAGAUCUGGAGGAUAUAACUGACAAAUCUGCUGCUCAAGAGGCUGUAGGCUCGACUGCUUCUCUCAUAUCCCUCUCUGGUGCACCUUGUAAUACUGGAGGUCAGCUCAUUCUCAACAGCACAGGUGGAUUCUUGACUAGCCCUCAUCCCCUGUUGCUCAAUGGAAGUCCAUUGCUAUCAGGGACAGGAACUGGAGUCAUCAUCAAUGGACUUACACUGAGUGAUGGCCACACAGUCACGCUUAGUUCCAUUACAACUAACCCUCCACUGUUGCUCAAUGGGGCUCAGGUUAUUUCUAAGGGCAGUGAAAUUGACAGUAGCACUGAGGAACACUGUGUUGCUGACAUGGAUACACGGGCUAGUCUGUCCACAGUAGUCCUAAACCCACAAGCCAACCUCACCAGUGCAGUUCCUGUUCCGAUACCUGAGGAAGCGAAGGUGUCUGACCGCAGUGUGUCUCCACUGGAUUUUAUUAAUGUUCCAGAAAGUGUCAUGAUAAAGAAUGAAGAUGCCAGCCAAACAGUGCCUGCCACUUCCAUAUCGACAUCCACAAUCUCUUCCACAGUGAUAAGUCCGACAUCCCUUCCUUCACUGACACUGACCCAAAAUGGGAUUCUUUCUCCAACAGUUUCUUCAUCUGGUACAAUACUUUCUAGCCCCAUCGUGCCACUACAAUCCACUCAGCCAUCAGAGGUCAUGGUGUUGGCAUCGACUGGUUCUCAGUUGGACUCUACCACCUCUAUCUCUCAUGUUGCAUCGUCUUCCACUGUCUCCAGCCCUCAGGUCCUUUCUUUGCCCCAGGUGGUACCAUCUAUCCAGGGCAUGCCAGUAUCCCAGUUAGUGCAGCACCCAUCUGGGCCUCAGGUCUCUUCCUGCCCUCAGCUUGUGCCAGUGUCUCCCAUAACACCUCAACUACCCCAAGGCACCAUCCCUCAGUUUCAGACCCAGACUCUACACAUUGGUCGGAGGCCUACUAAAGUCCAACCUCAAAAUGGCUCCUCUGCGCUUGGUGACAACACUGUUGUGUCUAUCCCCUCCCAGGUAUCAAAUGGACAGCUACCACAAGGGCUGACAUUUCAACUGGGAGACCAGUGCAAUUCAGCUUCCACCCCCCAAAUACAGACCCCAAUGGGAACCCAAGUCCUUCCUAUCUCCUCUCCAAUGCAGGUUGUGCCUGUUUCACAGUCCAAGGACACAGGGCAGGCCCAAUUGGUCCCAUUGCCCCAACUUAUGCCAAUGUCCUCCAUUGCUGGAGCCCCUGCAGGGACUGUCUCUUUUCCUCAGGUGGUCCCAGCAGCACCUUCUCUGUCCAUACCAUCCACUGGAGGUGCUUUCCAGAUUUUAGCCUCUGGUACUGGAGCAGGUGUUGGUGUGGCCCAGGGACCUAUACGUAUUAGCCCAAUAGGACCCCCUCAGAGUGUACCUACACCUGGGCCUAUUCCAAGUGUCCAGCUUCUUAAUUCAGGGGUGAUUCGUCUCCCUACUUCUCCUCCAGGUAACUUCCUCCUGGCAGGAAGCAGCCCAUUCCUGAGUGUUCAGAAUGGCAAACUCAUCCUCACCAUCCCAACUGGCAUCCAGUUCACCAGUAUGCCUGUCAAAUCCAUCCCAGAAAAUCCAGUCCCAGACACUAGCAGUGGGCUGGAGCAAACUCCACUUCAUUCUUCGUUAGAUAAUCAGAUGGUUUCGUCAUCCUCUGUCCCAACCUCUUGUCCCCUACAGUCAUCACCUUUCAUUGGCUCAUCUUCACUUUACUGCAGUCCUGAACCUGGAACUCUGGCCAAUCCUACUCCAGGGGCCUCUCCCAACACUCCAGACUCCUCAACCCCGACCCCAAGUAGUGUGCUACCAUCCCAGCAGACCCUUAGCCCUGAGAGUAUGCUUUCUUUCAGUCCCAUCAGCAGUGGUGUUUCUAGUGGUUCCCACCUCCCACAACCAGCAUGGAGCCCUGUUCCCUUGGCCUCAUCUACUGGCCUUGCGCUGUUCGAUGUACGUGGCAAAGGGGAUCUACCUGAGGACCCAGCUUUGUUGGGCUUACCAGGUGGAGAGUCUCUUUUAUUGGGCACCCCUCCUCCAAGUGAUGACUUGGAAAGGGAGACUCAUCUGGAUGAUGUGGAGAUGGAUGGAGACUCGAAAAUUCUGACACAACUACAGUCUGUCCCUGUGGAUGAUGAAUUGGGCUUGUAACGCUUCUUCCCCUGGGCCUCUGUGUCCAGUGAACUCAGUCACCAAUAGGUUACACUCCUUAUAUUUAUCCCAGAGGACAACUGAUAUAUGACCUCUGAGGUAGGAAUCCUGGUUGUAAACUCAAAACACCCUAUUACUUCUCCUAUAGAUUUAUGCUAAAAUAGUGCAGAAGACCAGUGCUGAUAACUAACAAGGUGGGUAGUCAGCUAGCACACUUUUGCUGAAACCAACAUUUAGCGAAAUCAUAAAACCAGCAUAUGUUAUUGAAGUUUUACUUAUCAAUGAGGAGCCUGGGCACUGAUGUCAGGAGCACUAGCCUCUUGCCUUCCCUUGCCUUCCCUCAUUGAUGGGAGACCUAGAGCUACAAUGUGGCCUAAAACAAUCAACACUGGUUGCCAUUCUCGUGCUGAUUAGUACUCAUUAUGCCCAUUGUCUCUCAUCUACUCAUCAUGCCUGUUGUCUCUAAAGAAGGCAUUGGUGGUACAGAAAUCUUUAGAUAGGUAACAUUACCUUGGAGGCACGGUUGUUUUUUCAGUUUAAAUUAUGCAUGUAAACUUGAGCUAGCAAUGCAACUGCUGUGUACUAGUUUGAGAGGAUGCUCCUAAUAGUUUGAUUUAUCAGACACUCCAGUCCAUCACUACAGUGCAGCAUGUAUAUGCAGAGAAGGCUUUUAUAGAAAAGGAAAAAAGGUUAGCUUCUAACCAGCAUCAGGGUUGAAACAUAAAGUAGAGGAAGUCUAAAUGGAACUUUGUUUCUAUAUAUAAGCACUGUAGAUAUUGCGUCUUGGUAGCUGGGAUGCCCACUUUGUGCCUUGUCACAUUCAUCAUAUACAGUCCAAAUUCAUUUUGCUCAGCUAUUUUGUGGUGCUGAACACAGUUGUCAGAACACAGCACAUUUCAGAAUGGAAUUGAAGGAGUAAAGUCCUUUUUGUGGUCUCUGUUAGACAUAUUGUUGAUAAUCCGUGUUGUCUCAGUUCCAGAUAUGACCAUGCAUGCUGACACUGAAAUAGGAAGCAGCAUAGCUCGCAGGUCUGACACAACCACUGUUGGAAACGAGGGCGCUCGUCCCGCUUUAGAGCAUCACGAGCCUUGGCAUUUGUGACAGUUCCACGCUUAAUACAAUUACUAGACACUUUCAACAUUCAAGGACAAUGUAUUUGAAAAAGCUGGCUUUUACUCUAAAUUUACUUUAAAUAGGACUGAUUUUAUGUGGGUUGUGUAAUAGAACCAGGAUUACAGUUUUGUGAGCACUACCAAGAUCAAGUGCAUAAUCUCUUGCAAUUUCUCAUUAUCUCCUAAAUAGGAAGAGUUUCAUGAAUGUUUUAAACAAUUAGUUUGAUAAAAUACUCAGUUAUUUCAUCAGUUUUAGCUACUUUAUUGUGCUACCCAUCUCCUUCUGCAUAGUAUUCGUCUGCAAUAUGUGUAUACACAUCUAUAUUUAAUUAACCAUUUAUGUACAUUUUAAGUAUAAACUAGUUCUUCAGAGCAUUACUAGCAUCUCAUCUAUGCCAGAUGUUAUGUGGAUGGCACAUUGGCUCAUUAAACCUGUCAUCUCCAUGGAAAAAGUGGGUAGUACCGAUGGCUUUAGAUGUUGUUGGCAAAGCACAGGGCAGUACUUUAUAGACAUACACACAGAAUGAGGUCUGAUCUUUCCAAGUUUAAAUUUUUCACGAAAACUCCUUCGUUAUACAACUAGUUUACAAGAUAUUGCUCCUUUUUAGUUGAACAUUUUGUUAUUUAUAUGACACUCCAGUCCAUCACUACAAUGCAACAUAUGUUGAAAAGGCACUGUUGGCCAGUUUAUUUAAAAAAUAAAAAAAAAAAAAGGAAAAAAAAAAGAUAUUGUAUUUUAACGCUUUAUCUAUGCAACGACUAGGUUCUCCACUGAAAAGUGAACUGGUAACCCCAACUUGGGAGUAGUGUUGGAGAGAUGUGGCAUAACUACAGUUACUAUACAGAGAAGUAAAGCUAUACCUAGUAACCUCUUUUUUCUAAAAUGACAUUUAGGCUAAAACAGGGUGUACACUGUUUGAUUGCAGUCCAGUUUUCACACUACAUUACAGCAUUUAUACAUAAAUGAUAUGUCAGUUUGUUUGUCUUGGCAUGUUGAAAAGUAUUUUUUGUCGAAAUGUAGGUUUUUUUCAGUUGCAUGAAAUGCCAUCUUUUACUCCUCUGCAGUCAAAUCAAACAGAACUGUGCUCUCCAAAUUCAGGUCAAUACUAAAAUUGAAUGACUUACUCAUGAAGUGUGUGCAAAGUUCCUUUCACCAAUUUGUCAAUGGUGUACUGUUAGUGAUCUCAUGUCCUUUUGGUUAAUUAACUAAAUUAAGUUAAUUGUAACACAUGUAGCAUCAGCAGUAUGGUUCUGGGUGCCUUUGGUGGAAAGGAAGCCUGCAGGCUUUGUACAGCAUGACCUUUAACUCCAUGUGCAUGUCACUUGUUCUGGUGGUCAUUUCCAGUAGUCUGUGUUUUGCUCUACAGAGGGGACAUGUCUUAAUGUUUUGCACAUUUUAGCCAUAAAACAUUGCUUUGUUUCUUCUUUGGAAUACCCUUUUGGAAGCCAUCUAGAACUUGUGCAAUUAAUUUCCCUCAGCUACUUAACUGUAAACUUAUCACGAACAUGCAUUGGGUGGUUUCUUUCAUAGACCUGAGGGACCCUGCCUUUGGUACACAUAAUCUCUUGUUAAUUCUGGCCUUUUCCCAAUUCUAAUUACAUAUUUUAGUUUGUGUGUAUUUAAGGCAUUUAUCAGUUAUGAAGUGGCAUUUUGAUGUUAGAGGACCUGGACUUUAAUAGGUAUACGCUGCAUGAUCCUUCACAAAGAACAUCUUGUGUGUUCUAUACUAUACAUUCUAAAAUACCUUUCUGGAAAUGGUUGUAUUUUACAAGUGUAUUUGAGAUGUCAUGUAGCAUUUAUUUGCCAAAGGUUUGUAUUUCACUUUUUCCUAUCGUCUUCCAUUUAGCUGGAUAAUGUAUCUUGCUUUUUUAUAUGACGGAAACAAAGGGAAUUUCUGUGUGACAGUUCUGCCACUCAUGAGUGUUGCAAUGUAUGAAAGUGUGACUGAGUGAUUUUUGCAGUAGCUGUUACAAAAUCAUAAAUGUUUUGUGACUUAUUUUAGCUAGGUUGUUGUUUUGUUUUUUUUAAUAGUACUCUCACAUAUAAAUGGUCACCUCCAUCUAUACCCAGAGGAAAAAUAUGCAGCUGAUCAAACCAAAGAAUUUUGAAAUGUUCUUUAAAUUUACAAAAGGGAUUUUUUUUUCUGCAGCAUAAAACAGCAGAUCUCUCUUUAGAGGUGUGUUUUGUACUUGUUAUAGUUAUUUUAUUUUUUAUAUUCAGUUUUAUCAUGACUGUAUUAAACCUC
This is a messenger RNA of Electrophorus electricus (electric eel), 6292 nucleotides long. RefSeq names its product SIX homeobox 5 (gene six5). Gene Ontology annotation, biological process: regulation of transcription by RNA polymerase II. Gene Ontology annotation, cellular component: transcription regulator complex; nucleus. Gene Ontology annotation, molecular function: RNA polymerase II cis-regulatory region sequence-specific DNA binding; DNA-binding transcription factor activity, RNA polymerase II-specific. The record is from RefSeq and is a predicted model, not a curated record. NCBI's taxonomy places the organism in Eukaryota, Metazoa, Chordata, Actinopteri, Gymnotiformes, Gymnotidae.